UCUCAACUUCUAAACCUUAUAAAAGGCAUGAAAAAAUUCUUGUUGGCAAUGGAAAUUUACUUAAUAUUACUCAGACAGGUGAAACUCAGUUGCAUUCCUCCUCUGAAUCCUUUGCUCUUAAAAAUGUUUUUGUUGUUCCUUCUAUUGAGGUUACUCCGUCUUCUUCUGGUCUUCAUUUGACUCAACGCAAAUAUGCGCAUCAACUACUUCAGCGCCAUGGCUUUCUUGAUACUUGUUGAUGCUCUCCAGUAUCUCACCUUCACGAGACCGAAUAUUUCGUAUGCUGUCAACAUUGUUGCUCAGUAUUUGCAGACACCUCGUGAACCACAUAUGCAAGCCGUCAAGCGUAUUCUACGUUAUAUCCGAGGAACACUAUCGUAUGGUCUUCCACUUUCUCGAUGUGUCAAUCCUUCUCUUGUGGCUUUUGCAGAUGCUGAUUGGGCUGGUUGUCCCGAUACACAUUGCUCUACUUCUGGGUAUUGCGUCUUUCUUGGGCCCAAUCUUAUCUCCUGGUCCGCUAAGAAACAACCCACCAUUUUUCGCUCCAGUUCUGAAGCGGAGUAUCGUGCUGUGGCAUACACACUUGCUGAGACGGUUUGGCUUCAACGUUUACUCCGUGACCUUGGUGUUUUUUUAUGGCACUCCAUCAGCAUCUAUUGUGAUAAUCUCAACACGACUUAUCUUGCGGCUAAUCCAAUUCUCCAUGCUCGGACGAAGCAUAUUGAGCUUGACCAUCAGUUCCUACGUGAGAAAGUCCAAUCUGGUGAUUUGGACUUGGUGCACAUCUCUUCUGAUAAGCAACUUGCUGAUAUUUUCAUCAAGCCUUUGUCACCUUCUCGUUUUUUGGUGUUGCGACUCAAUCUUCGCAUCCGCCCACUGAAUGCUUAGCUUGCGGGGGGAUGUUACGACAUAUUUAGUAUUUUAUGCUAUAUUAGGAUAUUGUAUAUUACGACAUAUUUAGAGUAGGAUUAUAUGGUAUGUAAUUUUGGUUGUAUUUUUACUAUAGUAGGCAUUGUUAUUAUAGUAGGCUUAUCUCUUGUACUAUAUAAUUUCAUCAAUAGAACCCAAGAGAGUAUGCUCUUUUACCCUUCUUUCAACAA
Messenger RNA from Ananas comosus (pineapple), 1100 nucleotides. RefSeq lists its product as uncharacterized. The transcript has 2 exons. The record is from RefSeq and is a predicted model, not a curated record. The coding region runs from base 193 to 888 and encodes 231 amino acids. NCBI's taxonomy places the organism in Eukaryota, Viridiplantae, Streptophyta, Magnoliopsida, Poales, Bromeliaceae.